Molecule: messenger RNA, 1677 nt
Organism: Alternaria postmessia
Lineage: Eukaryota; Fungi; Ascomycota; Dothideomycetes; Pleosporales; Pleosporaceae
Exons: 2
Coding region: 1-1677 (558 amino acids)
Source: RefSeq, a predicted model, not a curated record
AUGCCCAGCAUGUGGAGCGGCAAGGACAAUGGAGACCAGGACGGCCUGAGGGCUGAAGAACCACAUCCAAUUCCCAAUGACGAUGGAGCGUCGAGGUCAUCCAGGAGAAGCCAUCAACCAUCGAGGAGAAGCGAAGAGCCAACCGAGAGGACCCGGCUUCUCGACCGUCCUAGGCCACCGCCCAAUUCAGACGGCUACCUUGACCCAGAUGAUCCAGCAGUAUCGCCAUACAACCUCUGGACGGUUCGCGCUAUGCGCUACCUGACCAUCCUCUUCCUCGUCAUCACCUUCUUGUGGUGGGUACUAUUGCUGGUAUCCAUCUUCGUCUCCCCUCCUGGCCUACACACUCGCGGAUCCGGUUUCUUCGACUUUGCCUACACAUGUCUAACCCUCGGCAAUCUCCUCGUCGCAACCAUCUUCUUCGUUACGCCUGCCAGAGGUCUGCGCAUCACCACAGCCAUCAUCGCCGGACUUUUGGCUAUCGACAUGAUCCUUAUCCUAGCCGUACCACGCAUCAGGCUCGAGGAAGGUUGGGUUGGUAUUGCAAGUGUCGUCUGGGCUUUCGUCAUGGCUGUCUGGUGCAUUUUGACUGACCGUGUCGUCGCAUACGGCAAGCAUGAAGAGGAGGAACGUCUUACCGGUCGCGCUGAGACACGCCGCACACUAAAGGAAUGGCUCGCUGUCACUGUCGCUACAAUCCUCACCGUCAUCUUCAUUGUCAUUGUCAUCUUAAUGACCGGAACUCUCGGCAUGCGUGCUCGCGACGCAACACUCAAGAUGUAUGGCGACCGAAUCCUUGUAGACGGCGACAAGUACGCCGUGCAUCUCGCCUGUGUCGGAAACGCGUCUGAAACCAGCGGAUCCAAGGACCCUACUAUUCUCCUCGAGGCCGGCGAGACGCCACUGGAGUAUGACUUCGAGCACUGGGCUUACGCAGCUUACAAGAACGGUACCAUCUCCCGCUACUGCUACUGGGAUCGUCCCGGCUACGCCUUCUCCGACAAUGCACCCUCACCACACUCAGCCGGCAUGUCCGCGGACGCUUUCUCCGAAGCUCUUGCCAAGUCUGGAGAAGAGGGACCUUGGAUUCUCGUUUCCGCUGGUACUGGCAGCAUCGUUUCCCGCAUCUUCAGUUCGCGCCACAUGAAGCAGGUUGUUGGUAUCAUGAUGGUCGACCCCCUUCACGAGGACCUUCUUCACCGUUACGGCGGCGCAGGACGUGGUUUCAUCCUUUGGGCCUGGGGUAUCAUUUCGCCGCUUGGUACUGUUCGUCUUGCAGGCGCACUCUUCAAGGGUCGCACACGUGAGGACCGUGUAUACGGUCGCAACGCAUACCAGUCAGGCAAAUACAUCAAGGCGCAGCUGCAAGAGAACCUCGUCGCAGACAGCCUUUCCAAGAACGAGGUCUCCUCUGCUAGGAAUAUCCAGAGCGCCAACACUCCACUUGUCGUCGUGUCUAGUGGCAUCGAAGUCAGGAGGGACAGCGAAUGGGAGCGAAAGCAAAAGGACCUCACUACUCUGACAGACAACCUAGUCAGCUGGGAUGUUGUCAACAAGGCGCCUCACCAGGUUUGGAACACACUCGAUGGACGCACCGUCAUGGAGAAGCGUCUCAAGCAGCUCGUCAAGGCUGCGCACAAGGUCAAGAGCGAGACUGAACCCGAGAAGGAGCAGUAG